Messenger RNA from Seriola aureovittata, 796 nucleotides. RefSeq names its product adenosine deaminase tRNA specific 2 (gene adat2). The transcript is spliced from 6 exons. The record is from RefSeq and is a predicted model, not a curated record. Bases 143 to 703 code for a protein of 186 amino acids. Lineage: Eukaryota; Metazoa; Chordata; Actinopteri; Carangiformes; Carangidae. Gene Ontology annotation, biological process: tRNA wobble adenosine to inosine editing. Gene Ontology annotation, cellular component: nucleus; cytoplasm. Gene Ontology annotation, molecular function: tRNA-specific adenosine-34 deaminase activity; zinc ion binding.
CAAUAUUAUCUUCCCCCUCCCGUGUGAAUGCGUGGUGGUACGUACGUUGCGGAAAGUGACUAAAAUGAGCAGAUAAAGUACAAACUCAUCGUAAUGGGACUGAUAUGAGUUUUAUUGAAGUUAGGUAGUAGUAGUAGUUGCCAUGGAAACGCAGGGAGAAAUCAAAGCUACGUCAGCGGAGACCUUUUACCCGCGUGAUGAAGACAUUGAGAAAUGGAUGGCCAACGCAUUUGAUAUGGCCAAAGACGCUCUGGAGAAUGGCGAGGUGCCCGUUGGAUGUCUGAUGGUCUACAAUGAUGAAGUCGUGGGCAGAGGAAGGAAUGAGGUCAACGAGACCAAAAAUGCGACUCGUCACGCGGAGAUGGUCGCUCUGGACCAGCUCCUGGACCGGUGUCGCCAUAGCAACCUAGAUGUGAGGAGUGUGUGCGAGCGAACCGCCCUGUAUGUCACCGUGGAGCCGUGCAUCAUGUGCGCAGCAGCCCUACGCCUGCUCAACAUCCCCGUGGUCGUGUACGGCUGCAGGAACGAGCGGUUCGGAGGCUGCGGUUCGGUUCUGGAUGUUUCCUCUGCAGACUUACCUCAGACUGGGAACACGUUCAAGUGUGUGUCAGGUCACAGAGCACAGGAAGCUGUAGAGAUGCUGAAGACUUUCUACAAACAGGAGAAUCCAAACGCCCCAAAACCUAAAACAAGGAAGGACUGACAUUUUCCAUGAGUUGUAGAUUUACUUUUUUAUAUAUUGUUUGUAUUUACCUUUUCAUAUUUGCUGUAAUGUAAUAAAUGAUGUUAUAACUGG